AUGUUUAAAAAUAUUGUAUGUAAUAUAAUUUACUUCACGUUGAUAUUCAAUUUUACUUUUUCAAUGAUAAAUAAUCCGGUUGAUGAUAAUAGUAGAAACAUUGUUAAUAAUAAUCAAGGCGUUGGGACUCUAAGUUUUCGAGGCCUUAAAUUUGGAAAGACUCAAGAUUUUGGAAUGAUGGACGAAGAUGAAGAAGAGAGGAGUCAGAAAAAGAGUACAUUAAUAUCACACCAGUUAAUAUGA
This is a messenger RNA of Meloidogyne enterolobii, 243 nucleotides long. The record is from the annotation of a GenBank genome assembly. Lineage: Eukaryota; Metazoa; Nematoda; Chromadorea; Rhabditida; Meloidogynidae.